AACAGGACAAACGGAUGGGUUUUCAAUUAAGGUCAGGUGAUCUCGUGUCCGGGGUCGUGAUUGCGCGCGUGUUGCUUUUGUAUAUUGGCGUUGGAUGGUAGAUAAAAGGGUUUCUUGGAAGGUGGGUUCUUUUUUGGUGACUCUCAUGCUGAUAAGUAUGCCCUGGCAGCAUGUCCCUAUUGGACUACUGGGACACCUUGCGGCCGUCGGUCAAGCGUAGAAAGACUACGACGGAUGAUACGGACGACACUACUAGUUUGAGCGAUGCUGUUACGGACCGGAAAAAUGGGCUAGAGAUACCGGAGACAUCUGUGGUUAAUCCGGAUGUGUCAGAUACUGUGUGUACACCGUGUCUAGGCCCGGAGCUGGAGGGAGAUGAUGACCUUCCCUUUCCUGCAAGCCAGACGGAACUUGAGUCUUCACUCCCCGCUGUCGAUACGGAUAGCCAUGCAAUCGAGGAAUAUGAGGCCUCUCAUACCAUUUCUGAUCAUGAGGAGGAACCCGGACUACGGGAGCGGCUGCAGGAUGGUAAGUGGCGGAAGGGGAAGAGCUCCAUCUACGUGGAUGCGUUCAAUCUAGCGCUGGAAACUGUGCUAGAUGAGGAGGCGCAUCUAUUCGACGAGGCCGAGAUGGAGGUCUUCAAACAGUGGAAGGAGUUAUCAUAUGAAUCACAGUACCUGUACGUACGGCUCUUCCUCCGAAAGACCUCAGCCUGGCACCGGAUCAACAGACUGGGCUACUACUCCGACAUCUCAGACCUCACAAGCGUCGUAAACGACCUCCAACGUAGCCGUACUCUCCCCAGCAUCCCACCCCCAGCAACCGAACCCCCCAUCGACACAGACAACCACCCCGACACCCCUAAACUAGACACCCUAUUCCACUUCGCCGACCAAACAGACCAAAUCACCACUCUAGAAGAAGCCAGCUCCCUCCUUCUGUUGGACGAACUCAAAACCCUCGCCAAAGACGCCAAAGUCCAAGGCAAAAGCAAAAAGGACCUCCUAACCGCCCUGCACCGCGCCAGCCAACAACAAACCGGCCUCGACUGGACCAGCACCAACAAAGCCACCGCCAAUCGCGACAGCCACUUCAUCCAGAAGAUCCUCGACUACACAGGCGACUGUAUCCGUCUCGCCGCGGCGCCGAGGGAACUCUUCGAGCGCGUCCAUCUCGUCUUCUACCGCUCGACUGAGUGGACGGAGAAAUCCCUCACUACUAUCAUCCUGGCGAAGAUCUCACGCAGGAAUUUCCCGGAUUAUGUCGUUUGUCGGUCCAGUUCGAUUUUCCCGUCCCGGGCUUUUCUCUUGGAAUUUGAGUCUGCCUUGCGGACGCAGUUUGACAUAGACAAUAUCCUUGAGUUUAGUGGCACGCCGACAGUGUACUUACUCACCCAGGUCCAGGAUUAUGCCUACAAGGUGUAUCCCCGAUGGAAGAAGCUCUGCGAGCAGGAGCAGCAAAAGGAAGACCGUGUUUAUGAGUGCGGAGAGGGGGCUUACUUGCGACGCUUCUCGCCCGCGUGGGUCUAUACACGGAUUAUCCACAAGGGACUUUACCCGCUAGGCAGGUUCAAGGAGUACAAAGAGGAGCAUCGGCUUCUGUCUGAGUUACUGGCUCAGCGACUGUUUCAUGCUGCGCGGCGAGGGUCGUGGUAUCAGCGGAAGGCACUCCUGGAGGAACACUACAUGUGGAAUCUGAUGUCGUGGGAAGGACGCAGCGAGGACGCGCAACGGAAAUAUUGGCGACGGAUCGCGCUGCAGACUUGUGAGGAGGGACUCCAGGACCCGGACUGCCAUUUGAUUUACCAUUACGAUUUGCAGAAGCGGAUUAUGAAGCUGGAGAGGGCGCUUAAGGUGGUUAAACGCGAGCAACAUGAUUUUAGUCAUGUCAUGUUGGCUAAACCGGAGGAACGCACGGUCGAGGGGAUUCGUAUUGAGCGCGAGGAUUCACCUGCGCAGGAGGAUACGUCGAAACGGGGGAGACCGACUGUCUGGGUUGAUGAGCGGGAUGGCGGGGAGUGUCGUGUGGAGAGUAUGUGUUUGAGCUGGUAUCGGGACCAGGGGUGGAAGGGAUAUCAUUCUGAGGGAGGGAUUGUUCGGACGCUGUUUGGGUAUCUCUUCUACGACAUCCUCUUCACCUACGCGCCGAAUGUCUUUCAGACGCCUUUCCAGACCUGUCCCUUAGAUCUCCAUACGGACUCCUUCUACGCUACCCGCGCCUCGGAGAUCAACCAUCGUCUGGUAGAGAUCACCAACGGCGAAUCAGAGCGUAUCCUCCGCGCUGUUCACGCCCGUGAAGCCCCUCGCCAGCCGUGCGCUAUUGGAAUCGAUUGGUCCUUUGAGCUGGAUGACCUCGUUGAUAUCGUGCGGUGUUUCCGUGGCGAGGCCCUCGCGGCUAUCUGCAAGGUGCUGGCGCAGGAGUAUCAGCAGCGAGGGGGUGGGAUUCCGGAUCUGUUUCUGUGGCGGGUGGAGAGUCGGGAGGUGAUGUUUGUUGAGGUGAAGAGUGAGAAUGAUCGGUUGAGUGAUACUCAGAGAUUGUGGAUUCAUGUUCUCGGGGGUGCUGGGGUGAGAGUGGAACUUUGUAAUGCGGUUGCUAGGGAGGUGAGGUAUAGAUAGUUGUCUACUGGUGUAUAUACUGUUGUAGAUGGGUUGUAGAUGUUGAUAUACCCAUACAGAUGGAGUAGAUUAGGGUAUCUGCGGGCGACUCAUAGGAGACCAGAUACAUCUAGCAGAGCCUGUGGGCAUGGUAUAUAUC
This is a messenger RNA of Aspergillus pseudotamarii, 2754 nucleotides long. RefSeq names its product fanconi-associated nuclease 1. NCBI's taxonomy places the organism in Eukaryota, Fungi, Ascomycota, Eurotiomycetes, Eurotiales, Aspergillaceae. Gene Ontology annotation, molecular function: 5'-3' exonuclease activity; flap-structured DNA binding; 5'-flap endonuclease activity. The record is from RefSeq and is a predicted model, not a curated record. Gene Ontology annotation, biological process: interstrand cross-link repair. Gene Ontology annotation, cellular component: nucleus. The transcript is spliced from 3 exons. The coding region runs from base 171 to 2615 and encodes 814 amino acids.